Molecule: messenger RNA, 559 nt
Organism: Drosophila santomea
Lineage: Eukaryota; Metazoa; Arthropoda; Insecta; Diptera; Drosophilidae
Exons: 3
Coding region: 1-537 (178 amino acids)
Source: RefSeq, a predicted model, not a curated record
AUGCUUGCCCGGUUUUCAUUUUUCGUGAUAUUUCUUCGUCCGCCAUUGGGAUUGGCAAAGAACAACUAUGACAUUGCAAUCAAAUCACUGAGCUGUCAAGUUAUAGCCAAGCCAUAUGUCAACAGCUUAGAAUGUCUACUUGUGCGACAAAGGACUGCCGUGGUAUCGGCCAAAUUUAGUUUAAACCGUACCAUCGAGCACUUUGACGUACUUGCAACACUUGAUUUGAUAAAAAAGGAUAAAAGCCGCAUGAAUAUAGCUGAUAUUAAGAUUGACGGAUGCAAAUACUUGGGCUCGAUGUACCAAAACAACAUCGUUGGCAAAUUGUUUAAAAGGCUCAAAUCUGUCAGCAAUUUACCAGCCAACUGUCCUGUUUUAAAGGGAAAACUGUACGAGAUCCGCAACUAUACAUUCAUUUCGGACGAAUUCCCGCCAGGAGCUCCGCAGGCCAAGUGGCAAGUGCGACUGAAAAUGCUGAAGAGCUCCGAACUGGUUGCGGACAUAUCAAUUGAGGGCGCUGUGGUCUAUAAUACGUGAUGUUAAUGCAUAAUGGAUGCGA